CUCGGAAGUAGCGACGAUGAUGACAUGAAACCAAUGCAUGAAACAGAGGUGUUUGUAGGCUACAUUGAUUAAACUAUUGCAAUUAUAAACCCUUAUAGACCGUAAAGUUAAACAAGAACUUUGCGUGGGACAAUGCAGACUACAACAGAUGUUAGAGGAAAUGAGGCAUCACUACUAUCGGUUUUGAAGACGCUGUUAUUCUUCACAAUCAUGAUGAUUACUCUACCAAUAGGAUUAUACUUUGCCACCAAAGCCUAUGUUUUCCAAGGUUCGUUGGGCUACUCCAGUAAUGACAGUUUCUUCUAUGCUGCCAUUGUCGCUGUUGUGGCAGUGCACGUGAUCCUUGCGCUCUUUGUCUACGUCGCUUGGAAUGAGGGAUCUCAGCAGACAAGGGUGGGAAAGCAAGACUGAAGAGCAGAAGACACUCACAAACAGGACACCCUCUCCCCUGCCACACACACACACACGCACACGCACGCACGCACACAUCUGUCUCUAAUUUACACCCAGUGUUUUGGGAAGAGUCCCCAGCUGGCCUGUCUCUUUCAGUGGGGGAGUUGUAGAAACUGGCUGUGUCUCCUCACCAGGUGACCUGAAGGAGGGCAUAGACGUACUGAGCCAGGCGAUCUUGUGGCUUGAGGCCAGAAAAAUAGGCAAAAGCAGUGACUAGGGAGCAGAAAUGCUCUGUGGAUUAAUCCAUUAACUUUUGCCAAGGCUGCUACAUCUACAGAAGAUAACGUUUGUCCUCAUGGCACCCUUAAAAGUUCCUCAAGGAUCCGCAGAUUGUUUAAAUAGAGGGCUCUUUUCAGAUUUAUUUAGAAGUCUAUGUUGUGGCCCUUAGGUCUGUACAGGUCCCUGAAAAGUUCUUCAAGGCUUCUCUGAUGGAAGAGGAGAGUGAAAGCGGUUGUGUAAGGAACCUAGAAAGAACAUAAACUCCCAAAGGUUCUUCAAGGUGUUUUAACUGUAAAGUUCAGAUCUACGCAAUUUUACUCAGAAACCAACCUAAGGUGGAAUAUUUAAAUGUUUAUAAAAGAACCUUUUUGGGAAGGCUGUGCCUUAAGCACAUUUUUAUCUGUAGUUAUGUGAUUCUUUAGCCAAAGCAAUCCACACCAAAAUGAUCAAAGAUAUAUGGUCAAAGUCAGUCAAAAUAAAGACACUCAUUUUCUCUAGACUAAAACUAUAGUGAAAUUUGCAUUGCACUGUUUUGUAUUUCUGUUGUGAUGUGAUAUUGUGAUCAUGUGUACAUAUCAAAGUGUCUACUUCUGAUUGCACCACUACUUUUGAUAUGAAAAUGAUCAUAGACUAUGGAAUACUCAACAAUAAAAAAAUGUAUAUUUUGA
Messenger RNA from Alosa alosa (allis shad), 1340 nucleotides. It is a transcript of the gene vma21, whose product is annotated as vacuolar ATPase assembly factor VMA21. Gene Ontology annotation, biological process: vacuolar proton-transporting V-type ATPase complex assembly. NCBI's taxonomy places the organism in Eukaryota, Metazoa, Chordata, Actinopteri, Clupeiformes, Clupeidae. Gene Ontology annotation, cellular component: endoplasmic reticulum membrane. The transcript has 3 exons. The record is from RefSeq and is a predicted model, not a curated record. Bases 133 to 411 code for a protein of 92 amino acids.